AUGUGUCCCUUGACCUUGCAGGUCACUGGCCUAAUGAAUGUCUCUGAGCCAAAUUCCAGCUUUGCUUUUGUAAAUGAAUUUAUACUCCAAGGUUUCACUUGUGAGUGGACAAUUCAGAUCUUCCUCUUCUCACUCUUUACUACAACAUAUGCACUGACUAUAACAGGGAAUGGAGCCAUUGCUUUUGUCCUGUGGUGUGACUGGCGACUUCACACUCCCAUGUACAUGUUCCUGGGAAAUUUCUCCUUUUUAGAGAUAUGGUAUGUCUCUUCUACAGUUCCCAAGAUGUUGGUCAACUUCCUUUCAGAGAAAAAAAACAUCUCCUUUGCUGGAUGUUUUCUCCAGUUUUAUUUCUUCUUCUCUUUGGGUACAUCAGAAUGCUUGCUUUUGACUGUGAUGGCCUUUGAUCAGUACCUUGCUAUCUGCCGUCCCUUGCUCUAUCCUAAUAUCAUGACUGGGCAUCUCUGUGCCAAACUGGUCAUACUGUGCUGGGUUUGUGGAUUUCUGUGGUUCCUGAUCCCCAUUGUUCUCAUCUCUCAGAUGCCCUUCUGUGGCCCAAACAUUAUUGACCAUGUUGUGUGUGACCCAGGGCCACGAUUUGCAUUGGAUUGUGUUUCUGCCCCAAGAAUCCAACUGUUUUGCUACACUCUAAGCUCAUUAGUUAUUUUUGGUAACUUCCUCUUUAUUAUUGGAUCCUAUACUCUUGUCCUGAAAGCUGUGUUGGGUAUGCCUUCAAGCACUGGGAGACAUAAGGCCUUCUCUACCUGUGGGUCUCAUUUGGCUGUGGUAUCACUGUGCUAUAGCUCUCUUAUGGUCAUGUAUGUGAGCCCAGGACUCGGACAUUCUACAGGGAUGCAGAAAAUUGAAACUUUGUUCUAUGCUAUGGUGACCCCACUCUUCAAUCCCCUUAUCUAUAGCCUCCAGAAUAAGGAGAUAAAGGCAGCCCUGAGGAAAGUUCUGGGAAGUUCCAACAUAAUCUAA
Molecule: messenger RNA, 981 nt
Organism: Homo sapiens (human)
Lineage: Eukaryota; Metazoa; Chordata; Mammalia; Primates; Hominidae
Gene: OR11H12
Product: olfactory receptor family 11 subfamily H member 12
Exons: 1
Coding region: 1-981 (326 amino acids)
Biological process (GO): detection of chemical stimulus involved in sensory perception of smell; G protein-coupled receptor signaling pathway
Cellular component (GO): membrane; plasma membrane
Molecular function (GO): olfactory receptor activity; G protein-coupled receptor activity
Source: RefSeq, marked validated